CAGGAGACCAACUUACUGCUCUAGCUAUAGAAUGCACGAAAAUAUUUAGCAGCGGAAACAUGCCUAAAGUUGGAACUAUGGUUGAGACCAACGAAAAAGUCGCAUUUUUGGGGAAAAUUAAACAGUUGGAGGAAGAAUACAAACGAAAUAUGGAAAAGAAAGUGGGAGACGAUUAUAUAGAUGCAAUACUGUUGGAGGAACUUCAUAAAGAAUGCCGGGCUAAGGCGUUGAAGGAAUACGAUACAUACGACAUCUUUGAUAAUAAAGAAGAAAGCUCAGCAAACCGGGCAGAGAUGGAGAAAAAUAUUACACUGGCAUUUCUCAGAAUAAGAUCCAAUAAUGAUACGAGAAAGGGGUCUUGGAUGCUUUUCAUUCGGGAGCAAGCAGUCCGCGCAUCGUAUGUAUAUAAACAAGAACUGGACAAGUAUGCAGGUGGAAAAUACUUGAACAGUAUUGGAGAAGCGGUGGAAAAUGCGACAUCCAAAGCUUGCCUCGAGUUUCAGAUUUUGACUCGGAAAUGCGACAAGCGUCUCGAAGUUCAAUGUGACGAAGCUUUUGUAGCUGAAGUUGAAUUGAAACAUAAAGAGUUUGAGGAAGAAAACAACACCCGAGGGGCGAUAGAAGAGAGAGAAUUGAAUUUAUUGGCGAAAGCGUUAUUGAAAAAAUAUUCAUCGAAAAUGACCAAGGCUACCAAAUGCUACGCCGAAAACCUAAACAGUAUUCACAACGAUUUAGUGACACGUGUGUUUUAUAUGUUUGACAAAUCGACGCCCCUUAAAGAGACACAACUUCGAUUAAAUAUUCGAGAUGAGCUACUGACGAGAAUUAAGAAACAUUUUUGUGCCUUUCAAAUGCGAAAUCAGAAAACUGAACAGAAUGAAGUAUCAAAGAUUGUUGAAAGGGGCAUAGAAGACUACAGAGGUAAACUCCAAAACUUAACUCCAGACCGCUACAUGAACGAGGACGUAAUCAAGAAAGCUCAUGCGGAAGCAACAAAAGCUGCACUUGCAGUUAUAGAGGAACUGAGCUCCGACAAGGGAGAGGCAAUAACGAAAUCAAGCAUAGACAAAAUAAUGAUUUUUGCCGACUGUGAAGCACAAGCAAUGCUAACACAAAAUGAAUCUUUGAAGGCGCAAAUUGUGAACCAAUUUUUCACGAAGCGAGUGUCACUGGGAAAGAUAUACUUUCAAGAUAAUUUCUCGGUAACAACACCAGUAUGUUUCCGAAAGGGAACUCGACGCCAAGCACAUAAAGGCCAAAGAGAACGCUUUAAAAAUAUAUCGAUCCCAUAUAAGCCCGCCUGAUAAAGAAUUUAAGGAACACCAGGCCGGCCUGAGUGAUGAUAUCGAAGGUCAUUAUGCAAGAGUAAAGGCAAACAACUUACGAAACAAGGAAAACCUGAUGUCUAAGCUGCAGCAGUUCUACAAAAUACUGGCGACUGACUACUUCGACAAAAUGUGCGAGGUAACGCGAAGACCGUAUGCAACUGCCGUAACAGUUACGCAAGUACACGAAAAAUUCACAGAAAUGUUGAUCGAAGAGAUAACUGGACAUAUCCAAUUCGCUGACAUCCUAUCCGCAUGCAUUAAAGGGGCACAAGGUGUAUUGAAUGACAAAUUUGAAGAUCUAAAACGGGAAAGACGGUCGCUAUGGAAUGAGGAUGGUUCUUCGGCAAGCAACAUUAAAUCAUUCGGCUUGCUAGGAGCAAUUAAGUGGGAGUUAUCUAAAUUUGUGGGGACAGAAAAUGUGGGUGCGAGGUUGCGGCUUAAAGUCAGCGAUCUGAAGUCACUCGCAUAUUUGAAGAAGCUCGGGAUGAAUGAAACAAAACUCGAAUGAUAUCAUUGAAAUGCAUUUGAGCAAACUAAUAAUAUCAAUAUAUUUAUGAGCAUCGAAAUAGAACAAACGUUCUAUAAUU
Messenger RNA from Ciona intestinalis (vase tunicate), 1915 nucleotides. Lineage: Eukaryota; Metazoa; Chordata; Ascidiacea; Phlebobranchia; Cionidae. The record is from RefSeq and is a predicted model, not a curated record.